This is a messenger RNA of Ilyonectria robusta, 1539 nucleotides long. RefSeq names its product ATP-dependent RNA helicase DHH1. Bases 1 to 1539 code for a protein of 512 amino acids. Gene Ontology annotation, cellular component: cytoplasmic stress granule; P-body. Gene Ontology annotation, biological process: P-body assembly; cytoplasmic stress granule assembly. The record is from RefSeq and is a predicted model, not a curated record. Gene Ontology annotation, molecular function: ATP binding; mRNA binding; RNA helicase activity. The transcript is spliced from 3 exons. NCBI's taxonomy places the organism in Eukaryota, Fungi, Ascomycota, Sordariomycetes, Hypocreales, Nectriaceae.
AUGGCGGAUCAGCUAGCAGACAAGCUGAAAUCCACCCAACUCAGUGACGGCGCCCCCGCCUCGACCGACGACUGGAAGAAGACGCUCAACCUCCCGGCCAAGGACAACCGACAACAAACAGAGGAUGUCACAAACACAAAGGGCCUGGAGUUUGAGAACUUUGCCCUGAAGCGCGACCUGCUCAUGGGCAUCUUCGAGGCCGGAUUCGAGAAGCCUUCACCCAUUCAAGAAGAGGCCAUCCCCGUCGCAUUGACCGGCCGAGACAUUCUCGCCCGAGCGAAGAACGGCACCGGCAAGACGGCUGCCUUUGUCAUCCCCACCUUGGAACGCAUCAAUCCCAAGGUGUCCAAGAUCCAAUGUCUCAUCCUUGUCCCCACACGUGAGCUUGCCAUGCAGACCUCGCAAGUCUGCAAGACCCUCGGCAAGCACCUUGGAAUCAACGUCAUGGUCACCACUGGUGGCACUGGCCUCCGAGAUGACAUUAUCCGUCUGCAGGAUCCCGUCCAUAUCGUGGUGGGUACCCCGGGUAGAAUUCUCGAUUUGGCCGGAAAGAACGUUGCGGACCUCAGCGAGUGCCCAAUGUUCAUCAUGGACGAGGCCGACAAGCUCCUCUCCAUCGAGUUCACCCCCGUCAUUGAGCAGCUUCUCCAGUUCCACCCCAAGGACCGCCAGGUCAUGCUCUUCUCCGCCACCUUCCCUCUGUCCGUCAAGGACUUUUCCGACAAAAACAUGGUCAGCCCCUACGAGAUCAACCUGAUGGAUGAGCUCACCCUCCGGGGAAUCACCCAAUACUACGCCUUUGUUGAAGAAAAGCAAAAGGUCCACUGCUUAAACACUCUCUUUUCCAAGCUCCAAAUCAACCAGUCCAUCAUUUUCUGCAACUCGACCAACCGAGUCGAGCUGCUCGCCAAAAAGAUUACCGAACUCGGCUACUCUUGCUUCUACAGUCACGCCAAGAUGCAGCAGCAGGCUCGUAACCGCGUCUUCCACGAUUUCCGCAACGGCGUUUGCCGUAACCUUGUCUGCUCUGAUCUCCUCACCCGUGGUAUUGAUAUCCAGGCGGUGAACGUUGUCAUCAACUUUGAUUUCCCCAAAAAUGCCGAGACCUACCUGCAUCGUAUUGGUCGAUCUGGUCGUUAUGGCCAUCUUGGUCUGGCCAUCAACCUGAUCAACUGGGAGGAUCGCUUCAACCUCUACAACAUCGAGCGGGACCUGGGCACCGAGAUCCAACCAAUCCCCGCCAGCAUCGACAAGAGCCUCUACGUUUACGAUAACCCCGAGUCUAUUCCCCGACCCAUCUCAAACCUUCAAAGAAACAACCUGCCUGCCGGGCAGGCCCCGCAGCAGCCCCAGAUGUACCUCCAGCAGGGCUCUCAACCCCAAAUGCCUCAGGGCAACUGGCAGAGCCAGAAUGGCCAGCACAACGGCAACCCGCACUUCUCAGGCGGACGAGGACGUGGCCGAGGACGUGGAUACCGCGGCCGUGGUCAGGGUACCAGCGGGCGAGGUCGUGGCCCGCCUCGCGAUCCUCAAACCUAA